AUGCCGUUGGCAAAGUCCAAGCAGGCCGUCGGCCUCGGCAACUCGCUGAUGAACGAUCGCUUCGGGAAGGGCAAAGGAUCUGAUCGCAAGAAGGCUUCCGCCUACAUCACCAACGAUCGCAAGGAGGCGUCAUGGGUCAAGAUGCGCUCCGUCACCGAGCAGUCCGCCAUGGACGAGUUCCUUGCCACCGCCGAGCUUGCUGGCACCGACUUCACCGCCGAGAAGAUGAACAAUGUCAAGAUCAUCCACACCGACCAGCGCAACCCCUACCUCUUGUCCGCCAACGAGGAGAGCACCGUCCGCGGCAAGCACAACAAGCACAAGGCCCGCCUGACCGUACCCAGGAGGCCCAAGUGGGACCAGAACACGACCCCCGACCAGCUCGAUGUCCUCGAGCGUGAGAGCUUCCUGAACUGGAGGCGCGGCCUGGCCGAGCUGCAGGAGAACAACGAUCUGCUCAUGACCCCCUUCGAGCGAAACCUCGAGGUCUGGCGCCAGCUGUGGCGCGUCAUUGAGCGCAGCCACCUGAUCGUCCAGAUCGUCGAUGCCCGAAACCCCCUGAUGUUCCGCUCCGAGGACCUGGAGGGCUACGUCAAGGACGUUGACAAGAGGAAGGAGAACCUGCUGCUCGUCAACAAGGCCGACAUGAUGACCGCAAAGCAGAGGAAGGCCUGGGCCAGGUACUUCAAGAAGGAGAAGAUCGCCUACAGGUUCUUCUCGGCCCAGCUGGCCAAGGAGAUGAUCGAGGCCAGAGAUCUGGAGGAUGAGUCCGAGGAAGAGGCAACCCAGGGCCCGAGCUCGAGCUCAGCACCCAAGCCUGCCUCUCAGAACGGGUCCGAAGACGAUUCUGAAGAUGACAGCGAGGACGAUGAGCAUGAGCCGGCUGGCGUGGCAUUGGAGGAAGACGACGAUGACGACACGAGAAUUUUAACCGUGGAGGAGCUGGAAGACAUUUUCCUAGAGCAUGCUGCAAAGCCCGAUCCUGACAACCCAGAUGAGAAACUGCAGAUAGGACUUGUCGGCUAUCCAAACGUAGGAAAGUCGUCGACUAUCAACGCUCUCAUCGGUGCCAAGAAGGUCUCGGUCUCGUCGACGCCAGGAAAGACGAAACACUUCCAGACUAUCCACCUCAGCGACAAGGUUAUCCUGUGUGACUGUCCAGGUCUAGUGUUCCCCAACUUCGCCACAACCAAGGCCGACCUCGUCUGCAACGGCGUGCUUCCCAUCGACCAGCUGAGAGAGUAUACGGGACCGGCAGCACUCGUUGCUCACCGUAUACCACAACCCUUCCUCGAAGCCAUUUACGGCAUCCACAUCAAGACGCGGCCCAUAGAAGAAGGAGGUACCGGCAGGCCCACCGCCAGUGAGAUCCUAUCGGCAUACGCCAAGGCACGUGGAUUCCAGACGCAGGGCGUGGGACAGCCCGACGAGUCCCGCGCUGCGCGUACAGUUCUGAAGGACUACGUCAACGGCAAGUUGCUGUACUGCGAGCCUCCCCCAGAGUACCCGGAUGCCGCCGAGUUCAACCGUGAACUGUACGAUGCAACCCAUCUUCCAGAGAAGCGCCGUGCCCAGCUACAGGCCGCCAUGGAUGCUCUGGAACUACCAGACGACGAGUCGACCGUGGACACGGAAAUCCUGGCUCUGCCAACCGGUGCCAAGUCCCAGAGACUUGACAAGGCCUUCUUUGCCAAGAACGGCGGCAACGCAGGACACGUGACCAGACCUUUCAACUUCAAGUACUCGGAGCAGGGCCAGGCGCAGGCCGCACGCGCGAAGCAUCUGACUGGACGCAAGGCCAAGGCUAUGAUUGCUUUGGAGACGGGACUGGAUCCGAAGGACGUGCAGUUGACCAGCUCCAGCGGCAAGAAGCAUUUCAAGGGGGGUGUCAGGGGUAAAAAGAAGAAGACGGAAGAUGAUGAUUAG
Messenger RNA from Neoarthrinium moseri, 1926 nucleotides. RefSeq lists its product as uncharacterized. Gene Ontology annotation, molecular function: GTPase activity; GTP binding. Gene Ontology annotation, biological process: ribosomal subunit export from nucleus. NCBI's taxonomy places the organism in Eukaryota, Fungi, Ascomycota, Sordariomycetes, Amphisphaeriales, Apiosporaceae. The transcript is spliced from 3 exons. Gene Ontology annotation, cellular component: cytosol. Bases 1 to 1926 code for a protein of 641 amino acids. The record is from RefSeq and is a predicted model, not a curated record.